AUGUCUCUUGCUAACAAGCUAUCCGUUAAGGACCUUCAAUUCACAGGUAAAAGAGUGUUCAUCAGAGUGGACUUCAAUGUUCCUCUUGAUGGAGACAAGAUCACCAACAACCAGAGAAUUGUUGCUGCCUUGCCAACCAUCAAGUACGUCCUGGAUCAGAAGCCAAAGGUUGUCGUUUUGGCUUCCCAUUUGGGCAGACCAAACGGUGAGGUCAACAAGAAGUUCACCUUGAAGCCUGUUGCCGGCGAAUUGGAGUCUCUGCUGGGUAAGAAGGUCACUUUCUUGCCAGACUGUGUUGGACCUGAGGUCGAGUCUGCUGUCAACAGCGCCACCGACGGUGCUGUCAUUCUUCUGGAGAACCUGAGAUUCCACAUUGAGGAGGAGGGCUCGAAGAAGACGCCAGAAGGAAAGGUCAAGGCCUCGAAGGAGGCCGUUGAGAAGUUCAGAAAGCAACUGACCGCCUUGGCCGACGUCUACGUCAACGACGCUUUCGGUACCGCCCACAGAGCCCACUCUUCCAUGGUUGGCUUUGAGCUCAACGAGAGAGCUGCAGGUUUCCUGAUGGCCAAGGAGUUGGAGUAUUUCUCCAAGGCUCUGGAAAACCCAGUCAGACCAUUCCUGGCCAUUUUGGGCGGUGCCAAGGUGUCCGACAAGAUCCAAUUGAUCGACAACUUGCUCGACAAGGUCGACAUCCUGAUCAUCGGUGGUGGAAUGGCCUUCACUUUCAACAAGAUCGUCAACAACAUGAACAUUGGAAAAUCUCUGUUUGACAAGGACGGUGCAGAGAUCGUUCCUAAACUGAUGGAGAAGGCAAAGAAGAAUGGCGUCGAGGUCAUUCUUCCUGUUGACUUCGUCACUGCCGACAGCUUCUCUCCAGACGCCAAGACCGGCUACGCUACUUUGGAGGAAGGUAUUUCUGACGACUGGCAGGGACUGGACGCUGGCGAGAAGUCCAGCAAGCUUUACGCCGACGCCAUUGCCAAGGCCAAGACCAUUGUCUGGAACGGACCACCAGGUGUCUUUGAGUUCGAGAAGUUCGCCAAGGGAACCAAGUCCAUGCUGGAGGCCUGUGUCAAGAGCGCCCAGGCUGGAAACACCGUCAUCAUUGGAGGUGGAGACACUGCCACUGUUGCCAAGAAGUUUGGUGGAGCAGACAAGCUGUCCCAUGUUUCUACUGGUGGAGGUGCUUCUCUGGAGCUUUUGGAGGGUAAGGAGUUGCCAGGUGUGGUUGCUUUGGGAAACAAGGCAUAA
Molecule: messenger RNA, 1251 nt
Organism: Ogataea angusta
Lineage: Eukaryota; Fungi; Ascomycota; Pichiomycetes; Pichiales; Pichiaceae
Exons: 1
Coding region: 1-1251 (416 amino acids)
Biological process (GO): glycolytic process; gluconeogenesis
Cellular component (GO): cytosol
Molecular function (GO): ADP binding; phosphoglycerate kinase activity; ATP binding
Source: RefSeq, a predicted model, not a curated record